GAAAAUAAAAUCAACAAAUUAACAAGUGGUAUGUUUAAGUGUUUUUAAAAUAAAAUUAAAAUAUAUUUUGCUAAAAAAAAUAUCAAAAUAAUUUACAAUUGAUAUUGCAAUCUGUUAUUAGAAAAUCAAUUAAUGUUUAUCAAGUGAAAUCUGAUUUCCUAUGAAAAAAGUCUAGUUUUAUUUCUCAAAUACAUAUAUAACUACAAAUCAAUAAUAAUUUCUUCUGUGGAUUUCGAAGCAGUUUUUAAUGGAUUAUUAUCUAAAAUUGAUUUAUAACAACUGAAAUUUUUAUUGUUUAUCUGGGGAAUCAAAUGUCUUAAAUUACAACAAAUGUUAUAAUAAUAAAAAUAAACAUCAAUGUAAUAAUAACAACAACCAGCACACCACCCAAACCAUAAACAAAAUUUGAUCCACAAAAACAUAAUCAUUAAUUUAGAUCAACAAACACCUUCCUGCAACAGAGAAAGAGACGAACAAAACGAAAACAAACACGCAAAAUGACCGAUACAAAUGGUAAUGAGAUCUCCAGCAAUGGUGAUAUAAAUAGACAAUCUGAAUCACCGGCACGUACUAUAGAUUCACAUGAUUCAACAACUGGUAGCAUGGACACAAUUGUUGAUCGUUCAACACAUAAUAGUGCAGCAGCAACAACAACAACAGCAAAUAAUCAUGAGGAAAUGAUGCAGAGCACCAUUGAACAGAGUACGAAUACAACAAAUAUGCAACAGCAACAUAAUAGUUUAACAAAUUCCGAAAUAGCCAUGUUGCAACAACAAAAUCCAAGCGGAAGUGAUGAUGAAUUAAUGUUAAAACAUCAACAAGAUCUACAACACCAACAGCAGAUGCAAAAACAAAUACAACAAACAAAACAAAUGGACGCCCAAAGUCAUAUCUAUUCCAGUCCAGUUUAUGAUGAAAAACCAGCACAACCCCUUAAGCUUACUGCGGCCACUUUGUUGGAGAGCACUAAAUCGAAAGAGCUAGAAAAACCCAAAUUAAUCUCACAUGAAGAAUUCAAACAACAAUUGCAGGAAACCAUUGCCUCUCGGGCAGCUACUUUAGACUCUAGAAUAAGUAAAAAACAACGGUUUCCUCCAGAACUCAUCAAAGAUGAUGGCAGUUCUACUAAAUCCUCCAAGUCAUUGAAGAAAAAACGUUCCAUGCCUAAGAGUAGCACAGCCUGUUGUUCAGCUUUUCCUGUACAGAUAAUUUUGGGUCUUUUACAAUUGAUCUUGGCUAUUUCUCUGGUCGCCUUGGGCUCUUUGUUGAUUGUGAGAGAUGCUUCUCUAUCCACAGCUGGUUGUGGCAUUUGGACUGGCUUAAUAGCAGCUGUUACCGGCUCUUUGGGUGUUGUGGGUUUGCGUAAAACACAAACCUCAUUUUUGGCAUUAAGUUUAGUGUGUAUAGCGUCGAGUACAUUGGCCUUAGCCAUUUCUGGUAUUGGUCUGUCGAGGGAUAUCAAUCGUUCAAAGGAAGAGUUCAAUUUAUUAAACGCCAAUAGUGAAAUUUCAGCGGCCUCUGGUUUAAUAUUCACAUUGUUUUUGCAUUUUAUUGUCAGCAUACUAUCGGUGUAUCGUUGUGCCUUGCAAAUGUGUUCAAGAUCCAAGGCUGCUGAAUUGCAGGAUAUUAUUAUAAAAUCAAAUGCUAAUGGCUUGUCACUUCAUCCAGAUAGUGUCGAUCAAUAUGUCAAGGCCAUGUCUAUAGCUGGUAGUGAAAAGAACAACAAUGAAAAACUGGCAGCUUUAUGGAUGUAUGCAGCUCAAAAUGGUAAUAUGAUGACAGCACAACCGAAAAUGGCGCCCAACGGAAGACCUGUUAUGCUUAUACCAGCCACUGGAAAUUUACCUCCACCACCUACUAUGAUGAUGGGGCCACCACCACCACAACCUAUGAUGGGACCUCCCCCGCCAAUGGCCGCCUAUCGUGGAAUGACUUUACCCUAUAUGAGAACCACUUCCAUGCCUGUAAUAUACGCUCCACCGCCCGGCAGCAUGCCCGGAACCUAUCGUACCCAUAAAAGUUCAAAAUCUAAUGAUGGACGUAAAAAACGUAAAGCCAUGGCGGCAGCCCAAGUCUUACGUUCGGGUAAAUCCAAUGCUGAUCGCCGCCAAAGACGUAAAUCUGAUGCCGAUGUAGUAGAUGGUAAUCCCUCAUUUCAGUAUCAUGGCUUAGAUCGUGCUAUAGCGGAUAAUUUUUUGGCACGUCAAGAACAAUCACAUACUAGUAGUCAUUUGGAUUAUUCCUCAUCAUCGGGUGCUAGCGAUACGUAUGGUAAUACCGCUCCGUCAAGAGCUUCGUCUAAGACAAAAAUUGUUUGUCGUGAUGUUGUAAUGUGAAAAAAGUGUUAUAAAUAUUGCAUUAGUAUUUAAUAUAAAAAAAGAACAAGUUUUCUUUAGAUAUUAAGUUGAUAAAUUAAUUUUAAUUUUUAUUAUUAUUUUUUAAUCUAUUGUAUAUAAAAUUUGUUUAAGCAAAAGAAAACUAAUCUAUUCAAGAUUUAUCAAGGAUAUAUAUUUUUUAUAACCUUUCAUAUAUUAUAUACUUAAUUUGACUACAUUCAUUCACUUAUAUAAAUAUACUUAAUAAUUAUUUUCAUUAAUAUUUAACUAAUAAUAAAAACGAUUGUAUAUUUAAAUUAAAAUUUUGUUAAUAAUAUUUAAUAAAGAUGACAAAAACUUCAAA
Molecule: messenger RNA, 2679 nt
Organism: Lucilia cuprina (Australian sheep blowfly)
Lineage: Eukaryota; Metazoa; Arthropoda; Insecta; Diptera; Calliphoridae
Exons: 6
Coding region: 498-2336 (612 amino acids)
Cellular component (GO): membrane
Source: RefSeq, a predicted model, not a curated record